This is a messenger RNA of Aspergillus homomorphus CBS 101889, 820 nucleotides long. RefSeq lists its product as uncharacterized. The record is from RefSeq and is a predicted model, not a curated record. NCBI's taxonomy places the organism in Eukaryota, Fungi, Ascomycota, Eurotiomycetes, Eurotiales, Aspergillaceae. Bases 45 to 482 code for a protein of 145 amino acids. The transcript has 3 exons.
CCGACCAUUAGAACACUGUGACCACACCACGCACACCAUUAAUCAUGCUCAAUCUGACAUCUUCCCUGUUCUCCCGCGGUCACCGCCGGAUCUGCGGUUCGAUCAUCGGCCUCAGGCAGCCGAGUCGAUUCCUUGCAACGACAGCAGGAUCGCCGCUACAAGAAUACUUCGUGGUCGUCUUCAACAAGAAGAAUACUGGACUGGCGGACCCGUCCCCGUGUUCUCAACCCAUCAAAUUCAAGAACCAGGAUAUUGUCCUCACGUUCGCGGGAGAUAUGUUGUCUUCUCCCACGCCGGUCUUGGAGUCGGCCCCUGCGGGGACCCUGGGAGCCUGCUUUGCGUGCCAGGCACCGAGUGAGGAGAGUGUGUUGAAGGCAAUCCAGGCACAUGAAAAUGCUGUCAAGGGGCUGUGGGACGUUGAGUCGGUGGAGAUCUCUGCGCUGGAGACGAUCCAUACGGGGGACUUUGAUAGGCUUAGUUGAGAGUUGAGGUUUGCGAUUCUAUUGUAGCGUGAUCUUUUUUUCUUUUUCUUUUUUGUGGUUUCUAAUCGUUCGGUGCGCAUAUGUGUGGUUGGCCCAAAUAUGCGAUGAUGAGGCGAGGCUUUUUGAUUAUAGUAUUUGUUUGUUGUAUGUUCGGUGUGAUAGCUAGGCUCCUACAGUCUUGGAGUCUCUGGUCAAGUCGGGGUCUUUCGUUUUGUUUAUAUAUGCAGUUAUAUGUUCGAACUCAACCGUACCAUCUCAUUAACUAGCCCCGAAGGUUUACCUCUUGGAAACAUCUGAUGAUUUGAGAUGGGAAGACGAGAGACAGGGAGGAAAUAUAU